UCCCAAACCCCAACCAAGUAUUUCACCACUUCUUCUUCUACUAUAAUCCUUCCUGGCGACUAGCAGUGCUACCUCCGGGCGAGGGUCUGAGAGUCGGAAACCCAUACGGGUGGCAGCCUCUUUCACCGGCUCACAAUGGCCGCCCGCAGCCGGCCUCGGGCGGGUCUGUUGAAGGACGAGGCUGAUGAGGAACGUUCUAUCUGGAGAGAAAUCCAGGAAGAUGCCAAGAGAAUCGAUCUACUCAUUGCACAGCAAAACGCCAUUAGCAGGAAGAUUGUUGAACUGAAUGCUUCACAGACGGUAUUAGUAGAUCGCGGUGGAAUGGAUGCAAGGUCCGACAGCAUUGACAUCGAGCUGGAGAAGAAUCUGCGAGAGAAUAUCCGCCUGGGCGAGAAGAUCAACGAAGAAGGAAAUUCUCUCGAUGAGAAGUUGCAGAUAGUUGCAGCGCUCCGAGACGCUCACGAGCCCGAGGCUCUGCCCGCUUCUCGCUCGGCCUCGGUUGGAAAAUCCCAGAGAGACCGACAGAUGAAGAGGAAGCUCACCGACACGAUCGACGACCGGGACAGUAUCGCCGCUGACAGUCCCGUCGGCCAUGCCAGCCCCAAGGUCAUGGUGUCUACCAAGGAUAGGCUCAAAGUCAUGGCAGGCGGAAGCAGGGCUGGCUCAGUGCCUGCAGGGAGGGAGAGCAGUGUCAAGGCUGAAGACGUGGAGGGCCAGGAGUUCAAGGUAGCUUCGGACAAGCAUCGCCUGAUCGCAAACACCGAGGUUCUCUACCGCAACAACAAAUCCAAGGCAACCGAGGGCGAGGGCAUACUCUGCCGUGUAACCGCGGUAAUCGGUGAAGGCAAACAACGGCGCUACGAGAUCAUCGACGCUGAUCCAGACCCUCCCACUCCAGCGCAGCCAUACCGAGCAUCGGUAAAUCACCUUGUAGCUAUUCCACCUCCGCCGAGCAACCUCGCACUACCCGAUCUUAAGAUGGGGAAGCAGGUCCUUGCACUCUAUCCGGGGACAACCACGUUCUACAAGGCGGAGGUUGUUGCUCCAUGGAGUGGUGGUAAGGAUGGGAAAGACGAAACAGCGAAAAUGGUGAGACUGAGGUUUGAGGGCGAAGAUGAGGCGGACAGGGAGAUGAGCGUUGAGCGUAGGUAUGUACUCCCUGAGAAAUGAUUGGAAUUGGAUUUACAUGGACGCUGUUGGUUACGAGUUGCACGUCUUGGGAGUUAGGUCUGCGCCGUUAACUUGCUCUCGUUUCGCA
Molecule: messenger RNA, 1258 nt
Organism: Westerdykella ornata
Lineage: Eukaryota; Fungi; Ascomycota; Dothideomycetes; Pleosporales; Sporormiaceae
Exons: 4
Coding region: 136-1170 (344 amino acids)
Cellular component (GO): SAGA complex
Source: RefSeq, a predicted model, not a curated record